GAGAUCAUCGAUCUGACCUGCGAGGACAUGAGUACAGACCCAGCACCGUGUAGCAGCCUCACCAUCAUCGACCUCACAGAGGACUCGUGCAGCCCUCCCCACAGCCCUCCCCACACUGCCACUGGGGCUGACCAGGACCCCGGGCAGGCACCUACAGCCCCAGCAGCACACACGUCCCAUCCCCACCUCUGCUUCACCACAAAACAAGAAACAGAGGUGAUGGCAAGGACAACUCCUGUAACGUCCUGGCACAGUGCUGCCGCAGAGCCCAGUGUCACCGCAGACACGGCAGAAAGCACAAAGAACUGCAGCUGCUCCUCUCCCGCCUCCAGCCGCCAUGGCUCCUGCAGCUCGGAGCAGAACUGCAGCACCACUACUUUUAACAGUGACUUGGGCUCCCUGGCCAGCAUGCAGCUGGACUCAGACCUGCUGUCCCCGUCCCCCUCCAGCGUGGACAGCAACAGUAGCAGCUGGAGGGACAGUGGCCCAGAGGAAGAGACUCCCCACCUCUGCCAGCAAAGGGAGCUGCCCCCAGUGCUGAGCCCUGCCCCAGCCAUCCCCACAGUCCCUGAGAAGGCCCAGGGGCCUUUGCUGGAAGCAGGUGACUUCCCACCACUUGAAGCAAUCCAGCAAGUGACCCCAGCCAAGACCAAGGCUGACAGCAAGGCCUGGUUGAACAAACUGCACUAUUUCAGGAGGAGCGGAGUCCAGCACCUCUUCCUCCAAGGCGUAGCACCCAGCAGGGAAACACAGCAGCAGAAACCUGAGCUCAUCCCCAGCGGGAAGCUGAGCAUGGUGCGCACCACCAUGGAGGAAAACUACCUGGAGGGCACCUUGCAUUUCCUGAGCGAGUUUGUCUCCUGCCAGCACUGUCCUCCCAAAGAAAUCAUCUCCCACCUGAUCAGACAGAUCCUGUUGAUCCCCCACCGAGGGGAGAUCCUGAGGGACACCUACAUGCUGCUGAUGAAGAUCCAAAUGCUCCAUCCAGCCAACGCCACCACAGUGGGAUGGGACUGGAUGCUGCUGAAAUACAUCAUGGAAGACGAGGAGAAGCCCCCUGGCUGGCUCUUCUUCCUGCAGUACGUGGUGCAGACCCUGGAUGACGACUUCCAGCAGAAUCUGAGGUUGCGCCUGCUGCAGAAGUCGAUUGCCAAGAAAGUGCUUUCGUGUGACACGUGCUUCAACAAUGUCAAGGAGGUGGUCGAAUGGUUGGUCGCAGCAGUUACAGGAGUCGGGUUCUCCCAGCCCCAGGAGCAGCUACAAGAAACGACUUCCUCUUCAGCAGAAGCACAGGCCGAGCGCAGCUCCUCUGCACCACGGCUGGCCAGCACCGACCAGGCAGAGGUGGUUCCACCAGCCUGCUUUGCCCAGAAGGUGAUGCUCCUGCUCCAGCGGAUGUUGUCCAUCGCAGUGGAAGUGGACAAAUCUCCCAACUGCAGCUCCUGUAAGAUCGCAGAUGUGAUAUUCCCAUUUAUACUGAAUAUUCCUCUGAGGAGCCAAAGGGAAGCUUUCUUAAACACCAUGGACAGCCAGCUUCUACGCUGCAAACUGCUAGAGCUGCUGUUCCAGCAUAGUUGUGAUGUGCCUACGACCUUGCCCUUGUCUCUGGCCAAGAUCCUGUAUUUCCUGAGCCACUCCUCCGUGCUGCUGCAAUAUCAGGAUGAAACAGCAACAUGGCAAAGAUGGGAUGAAAUGCUGCAGUACUUGAGUUUGCUGCUCAUGAGUUACCAAAAUGUAAUACGGGAGCACUUACGGAGCUCACUCAACGACCGGAUGGACCUGAUCAUUCAGAAAGCCAAGCCCAAGCGCCAGGACUGCGACGACAUCAGCCACCUGGACAUUCGUCUGCAGAUAGAGGACUUCAUCAACCGAAUGCAGCAGAUCCUGGGGCAGCCUUUUCCCCUGCAGAUCAUGGAGAAAUUGUGCAUGCUUCGGGACUUGCUUCUCAUUGUCACUGCUACCUGA
Messenger RNA from Mesitornis unicolor (brown roatelo), 1965 nucleotides. RefSeq names its product SUMO-interacting motifs containing 1 (gene SIMC1). The transcript has 9 exons. The record is from RefSeq and is a predicted model, not a curated record. The annotation marks the transcript as partial. Lineage: Eukaryota; Metazoa; Chordata; Aves; Mesitornithiformes; Mesitornithidae.